Lagopus muta (rock ptarmigan) is the source of this 7078-nucleotide messenger RNA. RefSeq names its product chondroitin sulfate synthase 3 (gene CHSY3). NCBI's taxonomy places the organism in Eukaryota, Metazoa, Chordata, Aves, Galliformes, Phasianidae. The transcript has 3 exons. The record is from RefSeq and is a predicted model, not a curated record. The coding region runs from base 320 to 2872 and encodes 850 amino acids. Gene Ontology annotation, molecular function: glucuronosyl-N-acetylgalactosaminyl-proteoglycan 4-beta-N-acetylgalactosaminyltransferase activity. Gene Ontology annotation, cellular component: Golgi cisterna membrane.
CGCUCGGAAACCGCGGAGGAAUGUAGCGGAGCGGCAAGCGAGGGCCGCUGCCGUGUGGAGGAGGCUGAGCGGUAGGAGGGGCGGGGAGGGACCAGCCGCGGCAGUGACAAGGUGCCAGCGAAGCCGAGGGGACGCUGCUAGGGCUCCACCGCCCACGUCGCCGCCCGCCCGGAGAAGUUUGCCUCGGGAGCAGUGCAACCGCCGGGGCCACCGCGGCCGGGCAGGGGAGCCGCGUCCGAAGCCGCCGCACCCGGAGCCGCGGCGGGACGGGUGUCGCCUCCGGCGGGACGCGGCGGGGGGACGUCGCCCCGCCUGCGCCAUGGCAGCACGCUCGCGGAGACCCUGGCUGAGCGUGGUUCUGGGGCUGGUGCUGGGCUUCACUGCCGCCUCCUGGCUCAUCGCUCCCCGGGUGGCCGAGAUGAGCGAGAAGAAGCGGCGCGGCGCCAGCCUCUGUUCCUACUACGGCCGCGCGGCGGGGCCGGGGGCUGCCGGGGGCGCGGGCGCGGCGGUCGAGCAGCCGGCGGCCGCGGCGGUGCUGGGAGGCACGGGCGUGCGGAGCAGCCCAUGGGAACUGCCGGCGGGAGAGGAAGGCACGGUGUUCAGCCCCGCCGCCGGCGGAGAAGCGGAGCAGGAGGAGGAGGAGGAAGGCGGCGAGAAGCGGAGCGGGCGGCCCGGCGGCAGCCGCAACGGGAGCGGUGACUGGGGAGGCGCGGCGGGCUGCGCCAAGCCUCGCAACUUCCUCUACGUUGGGGUAAUGACGGCCCAGAAGUACCUGGGCAGCCGGGCGGUGGCGGCGCAGCGGACGUGGGCGCCCUCGGUGCCGGGCCGCGUGGAGUUCUUCUCCAGCCAGGGCUCGGCCGCGCCCCCAGGGCUGCCCCUGCUGCCUGUCGUCGCCCUGCCCGGCGUGGACGACUCCUACCCGCCGCAGAAGAAGUCUUUCAUGAUGAUCAAGUACAUGCACGACCACUACCUGGACAAGUACGAGUGGUUCAUGCGGGCGGACGACGACGUCUACAUUAAAGGUGAAAAAUUGGAGGAGUUUCUUCGCUCACUGAACAGCAGUGAGCCUCUGUAUUUGGGACAGACUGGUCUGGGUAACAUUGAAGAACUUGGGAAGCUGGGACUUGAGCCUGGAGAGAAUUUCUGCAUGGGAGGGCCAGGAAUGAUAUUCAGCCGGGAGGUUCUGAGGAGGAUGGUGCCACACAUAGGUGAAUGCCUUCGUGAGAUGUACACCACUCACGAGGACGUGGAGGUGGGCAGGUGCGUCCGAAGAUUUGGAGGAACGCAGUGUGUUUGGUCCUAUGAGAUGCAGCAAUUGUUCCACGAGAACUAUGAACACAACCGCAUGGGUUAUAUUCAAGACCUUCACAACAGCAAAAUUCACACAGCUAUAACACUUCAUCCAAACAAAAGGCCAGCCUACCAAUAUAGGCUGCACAAUUACAUACUGAGUCGCAAAAUUUCCGAACUGCGCUAUCGAACCAUUCUUCUCCAUCGGGAACGUGCCCUCAUGAGCAAACUUAGUAACAGCAAAGUAACGAAGGAAGAUCAGCAACUGGGAGUGAUACCAUCUUUCAAUAAUUUCCAGCCACAUGAAAGAUCUGAAGUCAUCGAGUGGGAAUUUCUGACAGGAAAAUUUCUUUACUCGAUGGUAGAGGGCCAACCACCCCGGCAGAGUGUGAGCAGUGUUCUGCGGGCUGCACUAGAUGACACUGUGAUGCAAGUCAUGGAAAUGAUAAAUGAGAACUCUAGGUCUAGAGGAAGACUGAUUGAUUUCAAGGAAAUACAAUAUGGAUACCGCAGGGUGGAUCCUAUGCAUGGGGUGGAGUACAUCCUGGAUUUACUGCUCUUGUACAAAAGGCACAAAGGAAGGAAAGUUACAGUUCCAGUGAGACGUCAUGCUUUCCUUCAGCAACUGUUCAGCAAACCUUUCUUCAGAGAAGCAGAAGAACUAGAUGUAAGAAGCCUGCUGGAGGACACCAAUGCUGACACACAAUCUUUCUCUUUUCUUUCAAAUUCUUUAAAGAUUUUUUCUUCAUCAUUCCAAGGCACCAAAGACAUUGUGGGACACAGUGACAAGAAAAUACAUAUUCUUGUCCCUCUUAUAGGAAGAUUUGACAUUUUCUCAAGAUUUAUGGAAAACUUUGAGAAGACUUGUCUGAUUCCCAGACAGAAUGUAAAGUUGGCAAUAAUUCUCUUCAGUUCUGAGUUAGGACAGGAUUCCAGUAAACACAUAGAGCUGUUUAAAGAAUAUAGCAUGAAGUAUCCUAAAGCAGAUAUGACCCUGGUUCCUAUGGCAGGAAAGUUUUCCAGAGGUUUAGGUCUUGAAAUGGCUUCAUCCCAGUUUGACAAUGGCACUUUGCUGUUGUUCUGUGACGUUGAUCUGAUAUUCACACCAGACUUCCUACAGAGAUGCAGAGAAAACACUAUUCAGGGAGAACAGGUUUACUACCCUAUCAUCUUCAGCCAGUAUGAUCCAAAAGUAAUAUAUGGAGGCAACCCUCCAGCUGACAGUAGUUUUAUUUUCACAAAAAGAACUGGAUUUUGGAGGGAGUAUGGAUUUGGAAUUACGUGUAUUUACAAAAGUGACCUACUUACUGCUGGUGGAUUUGAUACCUCAAUUCAAGGCUGGGGUCUUGAGGAUGUAGACCUCUAUACUAAAGUGAUAACAUCAGGCUUGAAGGCUUUUAGAAGUCAAGAAGUAGGAGUUGUUCAUAUUUUUCACCCAGUUCAUUGUGACCCCAGUUUAGAUCCAAAACAAUACAAAAUGUGCUUAGGAUCCAAAGCAAGUACAUUUGCUUCAACCAUGCAGCUCGCUGAACUCUGGCUAGAGAAAUAUUUGGGUGUCAGAUACAAUCGAACUGUCUCCUGACAUCCCAACCCAUUUGGCCUUUUAAGGGGAGUUUACCUCAUUAUUUUUUUAUUUUGAUGUUGUAUUUUUAAACUCCCUUCUCUUUGUCUUCCAAAGACUGCUGACCUCAAACCAGAUGAGUCUGCUGUUCACUGAUGUUUCUUAUACCUACUGAACUGAUUAGGUAAACUCUUCCAGAUUUCUUUUAUUUGAAAAUCAAUCAAACCAUGGCAAUCACACGAUCUCAUGGAGCACAUCCAUCACAAGAGACUACAUCAGAAGAAUAUUCUUUUUGGCUUUAGGAUACAGUAUCAUCUUUGUUGCAUUUUUCAGACUUGAUGUGAUACAAAUAUUUAAAGUGAAGGUACCACAAAAGUGCUUUAUGCUUCUUCUGGGGAUGGAACUUUGUUAGAUAAACUUGAGUUUUAUAAUUUAUAUGAGGACUUAUAUGUAUAAACACUACUUUUCUUCAUCUUUAGAAUUUUUAAAGUAAGCGAAUAACUAUGAUUGUACCUUUAUUUUUAAAAAGGAAGAAAAGCCGAGGAGUUGCUUGCAAAUGCAACUGGUACUGGCUACCAAGUUACCUUAAACGUCUUAUUAGAGUAACAAACUCCUCGAUGUUCUUCACUCUAAGUGUAAAUGAACUUUAUUUUCACAAGGAAAGGAAUUUAAUCUAAUCCUCAUAUACAUUUUAGGAGAUUUCUGAACCAAUGUCCUUCAUUUGCAGACAAGAAGCUAUGACAUAACAUGGUCAUUUAUGGUAAAGUGCAGGCAAACAACAUUCUUUUUUUGAAACAUAUAAGUUGGUGUUUCUUUUUAGAAUGGAUCUCUAAUAUGUAAUUUUCUUUUACAUUCCUCUCAUAAACUGCACUAGAUAGAGAGCGUUAGAAGUUAAAGCUGUAUCUUUUUUUUAUGUUUUCUGUGAAUAUUGGUACUCAGAAACAAUUUGUUGUUAAAAUUAAAGUAAUUGUAGGAUAAUUAUUUAAGUUUCAAAAUUUAUAAUUGCUGGUCAAAAUUCCUUCCCAAUAUAUUUAUAUUAGUGGAGGUUAUAAGACUGUGUUAAAAUCUAUCUCUCUGGACAGCCUGAUGUUGUCGUAUUACUGAUUUAUGGAGUAAAGUAUUUAAAAUGAUAUCAACUUAAGAAAUAAUGGAACCAACUUUUUGUAUUUUGAAGAAAUGUUUAUAUGGGGAUCUACAAAUGUGCAUGUGUGUGUGCGGUGUGUGUGUAUAUGUCCCUCUAUAUACAUACAUAUAUAUAUAUUUAUAUAUGUAUAUAUAUAUGUAUAGAGAAUCAUAGAGAAUCAUUUUAAAAGAUGUUCCUUUUUUUUUCAUUUCAGGCAGUGAAUUUGUUAUAAUUAUUUUUACCACAUACUUGCAACAUUUCAUAUUAUACUGUGGUAAGAGUUCAAAGACAUCCAAGAAACCAUCAACCUUCAGUCAAACUUAAAUACAUCGGGUACUUCUGAUCUCAGUACUCUAGAUUUCAAUCUGCAUUUCAAAUUGAAUUGGUGUCAAAGGUUUACGGGCUGGUUUGGCAUGGUCUUGUGACUGGCGGGGUGGAGGGACACAGGGACCUGCAUCCCGCAAAAGGUAUAAGGGAAAAGGGGAAAAGGAGAGAGAGAUGGGCCUAAAAACAAAAGAGCAGCAACAAUCUGAGGAGAAACAAACUAUUUUACUAAAUAAGAUAUCAGAAUGCAAGAUAACACACCAUAAUACAAUAUAAUAAAAUGCAGUUGAAACUAGUAAAUCAAAUUAAAUGAGAGAGUGUGUCUGAAAGCCAAAGCUCUUACUCUAACGCUGUGGUGAGACAGCACCCGCAACAGGGACUAGGUAACCUAAGAAGGCCUUUUAUCUUUUCCCACUGAGCAGAAAUGAUAACAGAACAGCAAGUAGUUCUCUGGGGGACGUAGUAGUUCUCUUCUUCCAGGACAGGUACCCGGAUGUGGAGCAUUAGCAUUUUAACUCCCAGUGCUCUACAUGAUGUUAUGAUGUGGAAUACUGAUAACCAAACAUCAUAAAGCCAUGACAACUGGAAAAAAAACAAACAAACAACAACAACAACAAAACGUAAGCAAUUGUUGAAGUUUUCUUAUGCUUAAAUACAUUUUUCAUAGUGAUCCCCCUCCCACUAUCCUCUCUGUGUUUCCUUUCAAACAGCAACCAAGGGGUUGGAAUUCAUUGGCAAGUCUAUUUGUGUGAAGAUAUCCUGAUAAAAUUUCGUAAGGCACCAGGAGGAUACAUAGGUCGAUUAAUGUCUCUUAUUUAUGAGUGGCUUGUUCUGGAGGAAAAAGGCAUCCCUGAAGGGGAAUCGGUGUACUGGAUAAUAAAGGGCUGGCCAUAGCCUUUUUAUAUGCUUUUAAGAAGGCCAGGUGCAUUGCCUCAGAAAAGCUAGUAAUUGUAGUAGAUGACAGCAGAUAACUCAUGCAUGUCUGCCCUCCCAGAGGAGAGCUUCUUGCUUAUCAUUCUUCUGGAAAUUUCUAGCCCAGUAUCAGUGGCUCAAAUGUCUGGAGAAAAUAAAAUUAUUAGAAAAUAAAAAUAUUUGUUUUGAAGGAAUUCUUGCAGACUUCUCUUUGAAUCUGCAUGAGUGCAAAGCUCUUGCUUAGUUUGAUUAGAAAGCCAAGAGCAAGGAACAGGAAAGUGAAUUCCUGCUGAUAAAUGUUUGUGAUGAUUUCAUAGAAUCAUAGAAUCAUAGAAUGGGUGGAAGAGACCUUAAAAGAUCACCUACUUCCAAACCCUCUGCCAUGAGCAGUAUUACUAGCCACCAGAUCAAGCUGCACAGUGCCUCAUCUAGCCUGGCCUUGAGCACCUCCAUGGAGGGGGCUUCUCUGGGCAGCCUGUGCCAGAGACUCACUGCCCUCCAAGUAAAAAAAUUCUUCCUAAAAUCUGAUCUGAAUCUCCCCUCUUUUAGUUUAAAGCCAUUCCCCCUUGUUCUAUCACUACUGGACUGUGUAAAAAGUCGGUCCCACUCCUGCUUGUAAACUCCCUUCAAGCACUGGAAGACUGCAAUUAGGUGUCCCUGGAGCCUUCUUUUCUUCAGGCUGGACAAGCCCGGCCUUCUCACACCUUCUUCUUAAAAGAGGUGCUCCAUCUGUGCAUCUUCGUGGCCUCCUCUGGACUCGCUCCAACAGCUCUUCUUCUCUUGUGUGCUGGGGGUCCCAGGCCUGGAUGGAGUGCUCCAGAUGGAGCCUGACAAGGGCAGUGCAGAGGGGGACAGUCACCUCUCUCUCUCUCUGCUGUCACCCCUCUGUUGAUGCACUCCAGGAUACAGUUGGCCUUCAAGGCUGCAGGAGCACACUGCUGGCUCAUGUCCAGCUUCCCAUCUACUAGUACCUGUAAGGCCUUCUCCACAGGGUUGCUCUUAGGGAGUCUGUAUCUGGGAUUGCCCUGACUAAAGUGCAACACCCUGCACUUGGCAUUGUUGAAUCUCAUCAGGUUCUCAUGUGCCCACUUUUUAAGCCUUGGACUUUUUGAGUCCAGGUCCCUCUGGGUGGUGUCUCUCCCUUCCGUUGUGUCAACUGCACUACUCAGCUUUAUAUCAUCACCAAGGGUACAUUUGCUGAGGGUACAUUUGAUCCCCCUACAUACUUUCCUAUUCAAAGGAAGAUUCUUCUCUGAGGCCCUCUGCAUGCUUUUGUGUGUUUUGCUCCAAGUUUCCUUACACAUUUCAUGCACAUGAAUGAAAACAUGAGUGAAAAUAAUGUAAAUAAUGAUUACAAAUGUGUAAGGAAAUCAUCUGCUGAGGUAUAAUCCGGUGCUUAUUUCAAUUUUUUAACUUAGAGGCCAGAAAUUAUUUGCUCAGUUCAAAGUAAAAUAGUAGAAUAGAACAAGAAAUUAAAGCAAUCAUUCUCUGGGGAUUGAUGUAUACAGAGGGCUUGCAGGAUCAGGUCCAAAGCAAAAAGUUAGUAUCCACCAGUAUGAAUAUUUAUUUAAUGUCUGACUGGUUCGUUUGUUUAUAUGAUGAAUGACUUUGUUUAAAAAACAAAAAACAAACAAACAAAAAAAACAUUAUGUUUAUUAUGAAUUACUGCAUUGACUUUUAAAAUAACUAUCCUGAGAUAACUUGAGUACUUGUGUUAGUUUGCUUAAGGAAUAAAUGCUUUAUAAAGAGAUCAUAUUAAAAAGAAAAAAAAAACACUAAAGUGUUAGAGUAAUAUUGUGGAUGUAUAGAUUAAAAUUGGAAUGUCUCUGCUAACCAUUUGCUUUUGUCUAGUCUCAAUCACAGUCUCA